CUGUCACCGGCAAUUUGGGAGUAACAAGUGGAUUUGACGUUAAUAGGUUUUCUCGCCCCUCGCGCUUGGACAACACUCGUGCUCACCGUGCUGGACACAGAACAUGGACUCAGAUACGAGCCGCGUUUCGAGCAGACCCUCAUCUCCGGAGGUGGACGACAUCUUCCUGGCCACCCUCAAGAAGUCGGUGCACGGCUUCUCCGGCGCCGUGUCCUCCACGCAGAGCGAUCAUCUGGCGGAGCUCGCCAGCCUGCACGGCCUCUCCGCGGAAGACGAGGAGUCCCUCGCCCUCCGGCUGGCCAAGAAGGACCACAAGCUGCUGUCGGAGAACGAGCUGCAGACCAUCCGCCUCAAGAUCAACAGCCGCGAGAGGAAGAGGAUGCACGACCUCAACGUGGCCAUGGACGGGCUGCGCGAGGUCAUGCCCUACGCGCACGGACCAUCGGUGCGCAAGCUCUCCAAAAUCGCCACCUUGCUGCUGGCGAGAAACUACAUCCUGAUGCUGAGCAACUCGCUGGAGGAGAUGAAGCGGCUGGUGAGCGAGAUCUACGGCAGCGGCGGGCACCACGGCGGCUUCCACCCGGCGGCCUGCGGGACUAUGACACACGCGGGUCCCGUGCCGGGUCACCCGGUCGUUUCCCACGCCACGCACCCGGCGGUGCACCACCCGCUGCUGCCGCCGGCCGUCUCCACCGCGUCCCUGUCGGCGCCCGGCAUCUCCGCCGUCACCUCCGUCAGACCCCACCACGGACUCCUCAAGGCGCCCGGGGCCGGCGCGGGCCCGCUGGGCAGCAGCUUCCAGCACUGGGGGGUCGGCGCCGGGAUGCCCUGCCCGUGCAGCAUGUGCCAAGUCCCGCCUCCGCACGUGACCAGCAUGAGCGCGGUCGCCAUGCCGAGGCUGCCCAGCGACUCCAAGUGACUCGAGACUCAAAAGUGGGGACGAACUUUGGAGGGAGGGGGGGGUUGUUACUGACUCUGUCUACCCCUUACUAUUACUCUUUUUUUUAUUUAUCUCUGUGGCGGAUUCCGUUGCGUCGACGGGGCCAGUAAAGAAUCCAUUGUUUUUUUUUCCCAAAUGGGACUUUGGGGUUUUGUAACUAACUUAGUGUUUUGUGGUAAUUAACCUCAACUGUAACAGAUGUGUCGGGACAUCGUUGUCUCUGCAGUUAUUUAAAAGAUCAAAUUGAUUUUUGGCCUAGAGAUGGGGGGGGGGGGGGGGGGGGUAAUAGAGUGUAAAUAUGUAGAUGGUUUAUUCAUAUAUUAGAGUCUUGUUAAUGUGCGGGAAGACUCCCCGCCCCUCACAUGUUGCACCUGCUUCAUUCUAUCCGUCUUUAUUCAACGCUUGUCUCUUUACUUUCUCUCUUUUAUUUUCUGUCCCGACGAGAACAAUGACCACUUGUUUAUUUUUUUAUAAAAAAAAAAAAAAAUGGAAAUGAUAUUUAUUUACUUAUUUGGAACGGGAAUUUAAGAUAAAUCUCUGAUCGUGUUGGGGCUUGAAAUGUGAAAUAAAGACAAUUAAUUGAAAAGUGAAAAA
Molecule: messenger RNA, 1534 nt
Organism: Pungitius pungitius (ninespine stickleback)
Lineage: Eukaryota; Metazoa; Chordata; Actinopteri; Perciformes; Gasterosteidae
Gene: olig2
Product: oligodendrocyte lineage transcription factor 2
Exons: 2
Coding region: 104-919 (271 amino acids)
Biological process (GO): neuron differentiation; positive regulation of transcription by RNA polymerase II; oligodendrocyte differentiation
Cellular component (GO): nucleus
Molecular function (GO): E-box binding; protein dimerization activity; DNA-binding transcription factor activity, RNA polymerase II-specific
Source: RefSeq, a predicted model, not a curated record